Zootermopsis nevadensis is the source of this 3999-nucleotide messenger RNA. The record is from RefSeq and is a predicted model, not a curated record. NCBI's taxonomy places the organism in Eukaryota, Metazoa, Arthropoda, Insecta, Blattodea, Termopsidae.
GGGAUUAAGUAGUCACGAGUGUUCUUGUAGCGGUGUCGGUCUUCGAUACGUUUCUCUGUUUAUUUGUUAUAGUUUUUUAUUGUUUUAGUGUGACCUGUGUUGUGAAAUGCUUUGAGAAGAACGAGAUAAGUUAUGAAGAAGCAUCGCAAGCUACGAUGGCUCUGCAGUUGAUGCGUCGAGGCGGAUGCUGAGAGCGGCGGGAUGAGAUCAUUGGCAGCCGAGGAGGCCUUGCUGUCGGUCCGAGGUCUAUGCACAGUGAGACCCUAACUGUGAAGUGCACGAGGUCACGAAGAUCUACAGCGACACCUCAUUGCCACGGAACUGAAGGAAGGAAUGUCACAGGAAGAGAGGACGGGGCAGAUCGAUAAGAGGAUGAAGAAUGGGAACUGAGACUGGUGUGAUAAAAAGACGAAAUGAAAACACAGGAAGAUAGAAGCCGACGUGGCAGGAUGCUAGAAGCAAAUAAUGUAACACUGAUGCUGUGAAUAUUUAUUGGACACGAAGUGAUCCUUCGAGAGCUAUGUGAAACAAAAGCCUGAUACAUACGGGAUACAUUAACUUUAAAAGAAAAGACCUCCCUUCUUCUUACCACAGAACAAUAUCCCAUGUAAAAUAUUAUAUGACGCGAAAUUAUGUUUCACGAACAAUGAAGAGUUUCAUUAGUACACGCAUUCCUGGUAAUAACGCAUGAGUUACAUGUAUAAAAUCUACUACAGAUGAAGUUCAGCGUUUGAAGGUGACGCUGUAGGAAGAUCAAGUAAUGAACAUACAGAAGACUACUUUGUUGCUUAUGUAAUCUGCUCAAGUUCUUGCACAGAGGCAUAUUAUUUACUAAAUAAAGUACCAAGCGAAAGAGAGGAGGACAGAGUGACGAGGAUUUCCAGAGUUUAUUGUCCUACGUUCUAAGAUUAAACUUGAUUCAAUUUUGUCGCAAGUUUAUAUAACUUCCAUAAAGACGUCUAUUAAUUUUCGUAUACCAGAUGAAAAAGAUACAUGGCAGAAUACAGUGACUAAGAAUAUUUAGCUAUGGAACGUUUAAUAAACGUGUAAUCAAGUUGAUACGAAAUGACUUUCGACUGUGAUCUUCUGCCCUUGAAGAAUUUUAUUCUAUUACGUAUUAGAUCUUAGACACGUGCUUACAUCAGUUAGUUAUAAUUAUCACAAAUAUUUAAUUGUCUUCUCGUAAAGUUUAAAAUAAUUUACUACUCAUGAAGUCAUAUGUGGAGAGUGGGUAAUCUACAGCGCACAUACGCAGAAAUCUGUUUUGUUGAAACUAUUCAAAACAUUUCGUAACUGCUGAUAAACUGAGUAUUCAUUACCAACAGAGCAAAAAGGUAAUGGCUCCUAUCGACUUGGCGUUGAAAUUGAACCAUGUGGAGACUAAAAAUAAGUAAGUGAUGGAAAAUUAUCAAAUUAUCUCGGAUUAAAAGUAAGUGACGUAAUAAGUAUAACUCUGAAACCAUUAGUACAGAAAAUGUAUGUGUAGUUUUAUCGAAAUCAGAAAGUAAGAAGAAAAUUUUUUAAAAAAAAAUAAGGGGCAAAUUUGGUAACUCGUAUAUGCGUAAUAAAUUUCUCUGACUGUUUAUAACUACACAUUUCGAACGAAAGUAACGAAAUUUAUCUGAAAGUGUGAAGAUUAAAGAAAGCAGAAAUGAACAAAGUUAUAAUACGUUCAUUUAACAAGUGCAAAGAAUAAUUCACGCAGUUUCAUAUGGAAGAAUGGAGGCAUUGAACAGAUUUUAACUUUAUAAAUAUGAACAUUGAAUAUUUGUGUACUUGAAAAUAUCAACCUUAGUCACGUAUUGUCACUCUAUAUUUUGAGUGACAAAAGACGCUUGGGAUUUAACAUAAGUGUAUGGAAUUGGUCUACAAAUGCUUAGCAUCAGGAUGAAUUAUAUAGACAAAUUAUAAACACAAAGUAUGUGCAGAAUGUCGGACUUUCAGUUUAAAAUGCACGUAUAAUUUUCUUACGCGGCAUUCAACUUGAAAAAUGGACGUCGUAUUCAGGUUCCGGGACUAAAAGUGGAGUCCGAUAAAGUGUCUGUAUAAGAAACGUGUAGGAGUUGUUUCUUGACUAGAGAAUUGUAUAGCAAAGAAUGUUACUGUAAAAAGGUGUCGUGUUGACAGUUUAUACUCAUUUGCAUAUCGGAAAUACAUACUCUUAGAUUAUGAAGUGAAACUGUGGUCGAACACAGCGCGUUUCCGGAGUUCUGAAAUAUGAAUUUGUGAGAAUUGUACUUCGUGUUUUAACUGUGGUGAUUCUUACAGUGGAGUCGGAAGUAAACACUGAGUGUCCACUUGAAGUAAGAGAACAGAUAAAAGUGUGUACAUCUGCAGCUUUUGUAAAAAUGUUGAUUUUCAUCGUCUGCGUUGAGAGAGAAAAGUCAAACUUUGCAGAGAUUUUGCUGAUUCAAGUGGCAAUGCGAAAAAUCUCAGGUGUUGUGUAGUGGAGUGAACUACUCGUAUGGACAGAAACUGGUAGCCGCUGUUAUUGUUGGGAUGUGCUACGCGCGCAGCAGCACUGCUUUGUCCUGGCUGGGCAUCCUCUGGGGUGUUCUGUCCUUGGUCACUUUGCUGACGGCAUUCGUGAGCAACGUGUGGCUCUUUACCCGCGAGCCAAUUCGCCUCCCCAACAGCGACAUCUCCACCAGCAUCACCUUCAAGAUCGGACUUUGGAGGGUAUGUCCCACUGUGCGCCGCCCCAACACCUCUCAGCCGUUGCCUUCGCCUGCCUGCUCGCUCAUCAAGUACUCGACAUGGGAUGAGGUAAAACAUUCCGACUUGGGAAUCUGGACGAGUCUCGACUUCACCCCGGCCUUCAUUACACGCAUGCGGCUGUCUACGCCGUUUGAGGCUGUGGGGGUGCUGUUGAUGUUGGUGGCCACAAUGUUCGCCCUCAUGGGGCACUUCAACAGCGACCACAAGACUUUGGUCGCCUGCGGCCUGUACAUUUUGGGAGGUCUGUCACUCGGGGGUGGCCUCGUCAUCUUCGCGUCGGUCCUGAGCGACGCCUAUCUUGACCGACCCCGACGUCAGGCGUCCAUCUCGACGUACAACUCCUCAUCGAACCUGUUUGACUACAGAUACGGGUGGUCAUUCUUUGCCGCUGGAGCUGCCUUCAUCAUGGCUGAACUCGCUGCACUUCUGUCCAUAUCUGCGUAUCUCCGACGCUUCCCUACAGUAGAGGACAUGGUUCGAGUGAUGGUUCCCGGCGCGGAGAGGCGUCUCCGCCACGGACCUGCAGGCGAGUACCUCGUACAUCAUCGCAGCUCGGGUAGCAGACGCCGUCAGAACGGUCCUCCGAGUCUGUGGAGUGGAAGCAGCAUGGAGUACUACGGCGCACUUGUGGCCAGCGACGCCGAGGGUAUUGAAGGUCCUCUCAGCAGAACGGCUCCAGAUAUUUGCACGAGUCCAGUCAGAGACGCGGGCAGCGUUCCUACAAGCGUCCUGGUUUGUGCGACGGACACAACUCUGCGCUCAGGGAAACCUCCACCGUCUGACACGACGCCGAUGAUGCACGAGUACGACACGCCACUAGCAGGCGUCACCGUCCCGAUAACACUCAUGAGGCAGCAGCCUCUGGUGACCACGAAGCCAACAACCGCUCCCGAUACCAUGCCAACGCCUUUCCUGUUCGCCCAACAGCUCCAGCGGUUAGGUGUGGCAGCACCGGGGACUUUGGUACACCAAGGCGUGCUGGGUGUGUCUGAGGGUGGGGCAUCGACUUCGUCCAGCAGUUCAGGGGGUACGACGACUGGCAGCUGUCACAUACUUUUAGUACGAUGCAGUCUGCAGGGGGGACGUGGAGUCACAGCGAGGUAUGACGUCAGGACCCGAGCAUUUAGCACCAGCAGUUCCCAGAAGAGGAAACGAGGCUGUAGCAAGAACGAGGGGUCCGAGACCGAGCAGUCCCUGAAAUUUAGAGACACUUGUAACAUGAAUCAUCCUUUAGGAAGUCGGAGUACUGACGUGUGUCCGUACGCAGACGUAGAGCUGUAA